AUGAAACUUGCACUCCUAGGAAGGAAUAAACUAGGUUUUAUUGAUGGAUCUGUUACGAAAGGUAGCUACCAAGGUGAUAUGCAGAAAAGGUGGGAAACAUGUAAUGCUAUAGUAGUUUCAUGGCUGAUGAAGAAUGUGCAGACAGGUUUGCUUAGUGGAAUACUAUACAGAUCUGAUGCAUACCUAGUAUGGAAGGACUUGAAGGAGAGGUUUGAUAAGGUGAAUACCUCAAGGGCAUAUCAUUUGCACAAAGAGAUUGCAACAGUUAUGCAAGGUGUGUCUUCUGUGUCAGUUUACUACUCUAGGCUAAAGGAUCUAUGGGAUGAACAUUAUUCAAUUGCUCCUAUACCUUCUUGCAACUGUGAAGAGUCUAAGGAUUUUAUUGAAUACAUGGAGAGGCAAAAGUUGUUCCAAUUCUUAAUGGGGCUUAAUGAUGGAUAUGCCCAUGCUAGAUCACAAAUAUUAAUGAUGAAUCCUGAGCCUAAUGUGAACCAGGCUUAUGCUAUGAUAGUACAGGAUGAGAGUCAAAAAUUACUGGUUGGAAGCAACUGUGUGGUGACUAACAAGCUUGACCUCACUGCCUUAUACACUUCUAAGGGCUCAGGGUCAAGUUUAGGAGCUUCAAGCUCAGGACAAACAUACCAGAGGAGAAACUACUCUUCCUCUUAUUGUGAUUUUUGUAACAUGAAAGGCCACACAAGAACAAACUAUUACAAACUAAUGAAGUGUGAUUUCUGUUUUCAAAAGGGACACCUUAGAGAGAAUUGCUAUAAGUUGAUUGGCUAUCCUGAAAAUUUUAAAGGCAAGAAGAAGGCAAAUGUGGUUACACAUCCACUUGCAGGACAAAAUGCAGGAUACACUCAUGGGAGGACACUGGAAUCUACUUCAACACCAGUUUUCACUCAAGAGCAGUACAAUCAACUUUGCAAAUGCUGA
Molecule: messenger RNA, 936 nt
Organism: Lycium ferocissimum
Lineage: Eukaryota; Viridiplantae; Streptophyta; Magnoliopsida; Solanales; Solanaceae
Exons: 1
Coding region: 1-936 (311 amino acids)
Source: RefSeq, a predicted model, not a curated record